Messenger RNA from Equus quagga, 4130 nucleotides. RefSeq names its product ATPase cation transporting 13A2 (gene ATP13A2). NCBI's taxonomy places the organism in Eukaryota, Metazoa, Chordata, Mammalia, Perissodactyla, Equidae. Gene Ontology annotation, biological process: autophagosome-lysosome fusion; intracellular calcium ion homeostasis; regulation of mitochondrion organization. Gene Ontology annotation, cellular component: membrane. Gene Ontology annotation, molecular function: ATPase-coupled monoatomic cation transmembrane transporter activity; ATP binding; ATP hydrolysis activity. The transcript has 29 exons. Bases 241 to 3846 code for a protein of 1201 amino acids. The record is from RefSeq and is a predicted model, not a curated record.
AGUGGUCGGGCGGGGCUUGGCGGCGCUCAGAGCCCGACUGCGGCACCUUCCCCGGCGCGCCAGCUGCCGGGUCCUGCAGGUGCCCCCGGUCUCCCGCCCCGCGUCCCCGCCUCGCGCCCCGCGCCCCGCGUCCCGCGCCCCCGGCCUCCCGCCUCGCGCCCCCGCCGCGGGGCAUCGCGACGCCCGGGCCCGGGCCACGGGCCGCAGCGCCGGGGCCGGCGAUGAGCGCGAGGAGCCGGCAUGAGCGCAGACAGCAGCCCUCUCGUGGGCAACACGCCGGCCGGCUAUGGGACCCUGACGAUAGAGACGUCUGUCGAUCCCCUCAGCUCCUCAGUUUCAUCCGUGAGGCUCAGCGGCUACUGUGGCAGUCCGUGGAGGGUCAUUGGCUAUCACGCCGUGGUCUGGAUGAUGGCGGGGAUCCCUUUGCUGCUGUUCCGCUGGAAGCCCGUGUGGGGGGUGCGGCUGCGGCUCCAGCCAUGCAACCUGGCCCGCGCGGAAACACUCGUCAUCGAAAUAAGAGACAAAGAGGAUAGUUCUUGGCAGCUCUACACUGUCCAGGUGCAGACGGAGGCCAUCAGUGAAGACAGCCUGGAGCUGCCCCCCCAGGCCCAGGCAGAGGACAGCCGGAGCCAGGCGGCUGUGGGGGCAGUACCAGAGGGCGCAUGGAAGGACACCGCCCAGCUCCACAGGAACGAAGAGGCGCAGCGGAUGCUGCGUUACUACCUGUUUCAGGGCCGCCGCUACGUCUGGAUCGAGACCCAGCAGGCCUUCUGCCAAGUCAGCCUGCUGGACCACGGCCGCACCUGUGAUGACAUCCACCACUCCCGCUCCGGCCUCGGCCCCCAUGACCAAACCGUGAGGAAGACCAUCUACGGCCCCAACGUGAUCAGCGUACCAGUCAAGUCCUAUCCGCAGCUGCUGGUGGAUGAGGCACUGACCCCCUACUAUGGCUUCCAGGCCUUCAGCAUCGGGCUGUGGCUGGCCGACCACUACUACUGGUACGCCCUGUGCAUCCUCCUCAUCUCCACCGUCUCCAUCUGUCUGUCGCUGUACAAGACCAGAAAGCAAAGCCAGACCCUGAGGGACAUGGUCAAGCUGUCCGUGCGGGUGUGCGUGUGCCGGCCUGGGGGAGAGGAGGAGUGGGUCGACUCCAGCGAGCUGGUGCCUGGAGACUGCCUGGUGCUGCCCCGGGAGGGCGGGCUGGUGCCCUGCGAUGCCGCCCUGGUGGCUGGCGAGUGCAUGGUCAACGAGAGCUCCCUGACAGGGGAGAGCGUUCCAGUGCUGAAGACGGCCCUGCCGGAGGGGCCGGGGCCCUACUGCCCAGAGACCCACCGGCGGCACACACUCUUCUGCGGGACCCUCGUCUUGCAGGCCCGCGCCUUUGUAGGACCCCAAGUCCUGGCGGUGGUGACCCGGACAGGGUUCUGCACGGCUAAGGGGGGCCUGGUGAGCUCCAUCUUGCAUCCCCGGCCCAUCAACUUCAAGUUCUACAAACACAGCAUGAAGUUUCUGGCUGCCCUCUCUGUCCUGGCUUUCUUCGGCACCAUCUACAGCAUCUUCAUCCUACACCGCAACCAGGUGCCUCUGCAUGAGAUUGUGAUCCGGGCUCUGGACCUGGUGACAGUGGUGGUGCCGCCCGCCCUGCCGGCCGCCAUGACUGUGUGCACGCUGUACGCCCAGAGCCGGCUACGGAGCCAGGGCAUCUUCUGCAUCCACCCGCUGCGCAUCAACCUGGGUGGCAAGCUCCGGCUGGUGUGUUUCGACAAGACAGGCACCCUCACUGAGGACAGCUUGGAUGUGAUGGGGGUGGUGCCCCUGAAGGGGCAGGCGUUCCUGCCCCUGGUCCCAGAGCCCCACCGCCUGCCCACGGGCCCCCUGCUCCGAGCACUGGCCACCUGCCAUGCCCUCAGCCGGCUCCAGGACACCCCAGUGGGCGACCCCAUGGACCUCAAGAUGGUGGAAUCUACUGGCUGGGUGAGGAGGCCGAGCAGGAUUGGCUGCCCCAGGCCCAGCCGGCACCAGCCCCUCGGAGGCCAACCUUCUUUGCCUGCCUCCCAGGUCCUGGAGGAGGGGCCAGCUGCAGACUCGGUGUCUGGGACCCAGGUCUUGGCGGUAAUGAGACCCCCGCUUCGGGAGCCCCAGCUGCAGGGCACGGAGGAGCCCCCAGUGCCGCUCAGCAUCCUCGGCCGCUUUCCCUUCUCGUCAGCCCUGCAGCGCAUGAACGUGGUAGUGGCCUGGCCGGGGGCCGCUCAGCCCGAGGCCUACGUCAAAGGCUCCCCGGAGCUGGUGGCGGGCCUCUGCAACCCCGCCACAGUGCCCACCGACUUCGCCCAGAUGCUGCAGAGCUACACAGCUGCCGGCUACCGCGUGGUGGCCCUCGCUAGCAAGCCACUGCCCAUCGCACCCAGCCUGGAAGCAGCUCAGCAACUGACGAGGGAUACCGUGGAGCAGGAUCUGAGCCUUCUGGGGCUGCUGGUCAUGAGGAACCUGCUCAAGCCACAGACGACACCUGUUAUCCAGGCUCUGCGGAGGACCCGCAUCCGCACCGUCAUGGUGACAGGGGACAACCUGCAGACAGCGGUCACUGUGGCCCGGGGCUGUGGCAUGGUGGGCCCCCAGGAGCGUCUGGUCAUUGUCCACGCCAACCCCCCUGAGCGAGGCCAGCCCGCCUCCCUCGAGCUCCUACCAGUGGAACCCUCCACAGCCGAGAAUGGGGCUAAGGAUCCUGACCAGGCCGCAAGCUACAUCGUGGAGCCAGACCCCCGAUCCAGCCACCUGGCCCUCAGCGGGUCCACCUUUGGUGUCCUUAUGAAGCACUUCCCCAGGCUGCUGCCCAAGGUCCUGGUCCAGGGCACCGUCUUUGCCCGAAUGGCCCCUGAGCAGAAGACAGAGCUGGUGUGCGAGCUGCAGAAGCUUCAGUACUGCGUGGGCAUGUGUGGGGAUGGUGCCAACGACUGUGGGGCCCUGAAGGCGGCCGACGUGGGCAUCUCACUCUCCCAGGCCGAGGCCUCCGUGGUCUCGUCCUUCACCUCCAGUGUGGCCAGCAUCGAGUGUGUGCCCAUGGUCAUCAGGGAGGGCCGCUGUUCGCUCGACACGUCCUUCAGCGUCUUCAAGUACAUGGCCCUGUACAGCCUGACCCAGUUCAUCUCCGUCCUGCUUCUCUACACGAUCAACACCAACCUGGGCGACCUGCAGUUCCUGACCAUCGACCUGGUCAUCACCACCACGGUGGCAGUGCUCAUGAGCCGUACAGGGCCAGCGCUGGAGCUGGGGCGGGCGCGGCCGCCGGGGGCACUUCUCAGCGUGCCCGUGCUGGGCAGCCUGCUGCUGCAGGUGGCCCUGGUGGCCAGUGUGCAGCUGGGGGGCUACUUCCUGACCGUAGCCCAGCCCUGGUUCGUGCCACUGAACAGGACAGUGCCCGCGCCGGACAACCUGCCCAACUAUGAGAACACAGUGGUCUUCUCUCUGUCCAGCUUCCAGUACCUCAUCCUGGCCGCGGCCGUGUCCAAGGGGGCGCCCUUCCGCCGGCCGAUCUACACCAACGUGCCCUUCCUGGUGGCCCUGGCGCUCUUGAGCUCCAUCCUGGUGGGCCUCCUCCUGGUCCCCGGCCUCCUGCAGGGGCCGCUGGCACUGAGGGACAUUGCCGACACCUGCUUCAAGCUGCUGCUGCUGGCCCUGGUCGCCUUCAACUUCGUGGGGGCCUUCAUGCUGGAGAGCGUGCUGGACCAGUGCCUCCCGGGCUGCCUGCUGCGGCUCCGGCCCAAACGGGCCUCCAAGAAGCGCUUCAAGCAGCUGGAGCGGGAGCUGGCUGAGCAGCCGUGGCCGCCGCCCGGGCCCGGGAGGUAAUGCAGGCCCCAUCCGGCAUGCUGGAUGCUGGAUCUCCCUGCCUCUGAGCCACCGACUGGGACCCGUCUCCAGAGACACCACCGCCGUCACUCCUGCAGCCCCGAGGUUGGCGGUUGUCACACUCCUGUCCCACAUCUGCCCGGCCCAGCCUUCCCUGCCCCCACCUGGGGAAAUGCUAACUAGUGUGGUCCCCCACCUCGGACCAUCCCACACAGCGACGGCAGCCACCAACCCCCUCAGCGCUGCUGUCAGUGUAGCUAAUAAAGUCAUGAUAUUUUCCUGGC